Molecule: messenger RNA, 8860 nt
Organism: Portunus trituberculatus (swimming crab)
Lineage: Eukaryota; Metazoa; Arthropoda; Malacostraca; Decapoda; Portunidae
Source: RefSeq, a predicted model, not a curated record
GUCGGGUGUUUACAUUUAGCUGCGCCUGAGUUGGGACGUCGUCGUUGUCAUCCACUUUUUCCUCUUUUGUCCCUUCCUUGUCCUUCCCGCGGCCCAACACGCACGCUAAUGAGGAGCCACGACCUGCCGCAGUGACCAGCCUCAUCAUGGGUGACAGCAGCCAGUCGUGCCGGGGCUUUGAGACGCCAACCCUGGGGAACGACCUGUGGCCCAUGGGGUUUGAUGUGGACCUGGCCCUGGAUGCCCCAGGUGUCCGCAAGGGCCCCGGGGGCGGCCUGGUGUCUGGUGGCCUGGGUAGCAAUGGCGGCGGCGGCCUGAACACCAUGCCGGCCGUGGGGGGCGGGGCGGUGGGUGGCGGGUAUGGGGACAUGCACCACCUGUCCGGCCUGUCCUCCAUCCUGCCGCGCUUUGACGACCUGCACGCCGGCGACAUCUGCCAGAUGACAGACCUCACCAACUCCCUGCCCAAGGGGGACAGUGAGACAGCCCAGAGCCUGCUGGCCAAGCUCACCUGCCAGGACCUCGGCCCUGACCUGUCCACUGGCACCGACCCUGGCCACAAGGAGCUCGAGUCGUCCCUGUUUGAGCAGGCCCCGGCCGGCAUGGCCUCGGGCCACUCUGGGUCUGGCCCAGGCAUGGCCGUGGCACACAAGGCGCCGCUAGAGUCUGCAGAUGUGUACGGACGGAUCACCUGCUUCGGGGGCAAGCUGGUGUUGCAGCUGCGGCACAUUAAUGUCAACACCAACUACACCCUCAAUGUGAGUGUGUGCUGGCUGUGUGGGGAGAAGGUAGCUGGCUCCCAGCUGUGCACACACAAGCACUCCCUGCACGGCAUGUUCCAGGCCAAUGAUGAAUACGUGCAGCUGGACAUUGAGCACUACAUCAUCCCAGACCAGGCCCUCGACCCCCCUGCCCCCCAGGAUGUGGCCCCUGCCGUCCUGCCCCACCCUGACCCCUCCACUCUGCACCAUGAAUUGGCUGGCCCCAGAGACCUGGAGCUGCCGGGGAACCUGGCAGGGGGCAGCAACCCCCUGGCCAUUGGCGGCAGUGGUGCAGCGCUGCAGUAUGGCGGUGGCCAGGACGCCCCCCUAGUGCCACCCCUCACCUCGGCACCAAACCUCAUGACGCCCACCCAGAACCUGAUGAGCCCUCCGGUGCAGGCCAACCCCUCCUGCAUGAACCCCUCCUUCGGACAGCUGUCCCUGCCAGCCAUGCCCAUCACCUCCAACCAGCCCACCCUCACCCCAGACCUCACCGGCAUGACAGCCGCCACCCUACCGCAGGUCAGCCAGCCACUGUGCUCUGCCAGUGCCACCAUGUUUGAACUGCCCCACCCUGACUCAGCUCCCACCAUGGCUGCCGCCUCCCUCAGUGACACCAAGGCCCCCAUCCAGGCUGGCCAGAUGGCCGUGGCUAGCAGCAGCUACUCCCUCGGCACCAACCUCAACACAUUCCCCGUGAGCAACCACCUGGACACCACUGCCCUGCACCCUCCACCAACCCCACACCGGGAAGUGCUGCCCAGGAAGCACCUGCUGCCUUACCACACCACACAGUUCAUGGCCGGAGACUACAGGCCACACCCCGGACAUGGCUGCCCGGAGAAGCACACAGAGGUGCAGUGCCUGACACCGUUGCACACCGUCACCACCACCUUGAUGCAGCUGCAGCGGCAUGAGUUCCCAGCCAGGAAGGCGGAGACGGGCGCCAAGAAGAGGAAGAGCCGGGCGCAGAGGAAGCCCAGCGUCAUACAGAUGAAGGACUUCACCAAGGCAGACCCCAGUGAGACCCUGCAGCACAUGAAGCCCUUCACCAUGGAGCCCAUGGAGGUGCUGCCCCAGAAGGUGUACACCUCGGAGGCGCUGCCCGGCCUACAGGCCAAGACAGAGCAUGGCAUGGGAGCCGGCCGGCAGCUGGUGCGGCCUGAUGCCGCCAUCGACGACUGGCUGAAGCACAACCUACAGGGCGGAGACCUGAUGCCGGUGGAGGGCGGCAUCAAGCCUCCCUUGGCAGAGCAGAAGUACAACCCGCCAGAGGCCAAGCUGGACGAGCACAAGGUGGAGGACGGCUGUAACAAGCCAGACCCACAGCUGUCCCCCUCCGCCGAGCCCCGGGAGCCAGACCAGACCUCCCGGCUGGCAGCACACAUGCUGAGCAAAGGCAUCGACCUGCUGUGCCGCCUGUGCUCGCAGGACUUUGGGAAGGACAUCCACAAGUACAAAAUACACAUGAAGGAGCACGGUGUGGAGGAAAUGUCCUUCUUUGCCUGCUACUUCUGCCCCAAGACGUUCGGCAAGGGCAAGCACUACCGCCAGCACCUCAAGACACACAUCAGGACGCGGCGGUUCGCGUGUCGCCUCUGCACUGCCAGCUACAGCCGCGAGGCAAAGCUGCGGCGCCACGUGCUCACCCACAGCCAGGACCACCAGACCAAGGAGUACAAGUGUUCCAAGUGCCCAAAGUCCUUCAUCACCAAGGAGUACCUCCACUCACACAUGAAGAUCCACGCCGGCAAGAAGUUCAAGUGCGAGACUUGCGGGUACCUGUGCUCCUCGCCCUUCAACCUGGAGACCCACCGCAUGAAGCACACCGACGUCAAGCCCUUCAAGUGUGAGCAGUGCGAGAAGACCUUUGUGCGGCGGGACUUCCUGGACAAGCACAUGGAGCAGGUGCACAAGAACAAGAAGAGCAAGUGUGAGGUGUGCGGCAAACUGUUCUCCAGGAAGGACGUGCUGAAGCGCCACCUGGCCGUGCACAACAACAAGACCUACGACUGCGAGAUCUGCGCCAAGAAGUUCUCCCGCAAGGACCGCCUAGCCACGCACAGCAAGGUCCACAAGCUGCGCACCGACUACAAGUGCUCGCUGUGUCCCGCCUCCUUCACACGGAAGAAUGUCCUGGACAAGCACGAGAGGAUCCACAAGACCAAGGAGCAGUGCAAGGUGUGCCACAAGUUCCUCGCUUCCAAGACAAGACUGGAGAGCCACAUGAAGCUGCACGACAAGGAGAGCUCUGGCAGCAGCGCGCAGGAGGGCGGCGAGGGCAUGGUGAAGUGCGAGAUUUGUGACAAGUCCCUCACCAGCAAGCACAUCCUCAGGAAACACAUGAAGGUCAUCCACGGAAAGUUCCCUGAGAGGAAGAAGAAGAAGAAGGUGGAAGGAGUGGUGGAGCGGGAGAAGAAGUUUGUGUGCCAGUGGUGCUCCAAGGGCUUCACUCGCAGCUGUAACCUCAACACACAUCUCCUCAAAGCACACACCAAGGACCUGGAGGAGGACGAGUUUGAGGACAACCUUCCCUCCGUCCUGCAGCCUCCCAAGGGACAAGGGGACAAGGAGAAGCAGGGACCCAUAACCACCACCACUUCCCCUUCCACCAGCCUCCCUGCCACAGCCUCCUACCACAGCUUCUCUGCCACAGACUCCCUCCACAGCACCAUCACCACUGUGGGAGGCAGCAUGGCAGUGGGCACCACCUCCACCACAUUCCCCCUGCCAGCUGUGAGUCUUCCCACUUCCACCCUGUCCCCCACACAGACCCCAGACACCCCUGCACCCCUCCAGCUGUCCUCACCGCACUUCCCUGCCGCAGCACCACCAGACUCCCCCAUUAAUCUGUCAACGGAUGCCAUCACUGCUGCUGCCUAUCUUCUGGCCUACCCGUCAUACCCAUACUAGCCUCUGCCCAUCCCUCCCUAGACACUACCCAUCACUUGCCAACCUCCAUCAAGUUUUGGGGAAUGACAUUUAAGUUUCUUGGUGAUGGGGAUACCAAAGAUGCUGCUUGUGUUUUACCGAGUGGUCUGUGACGGAACUCCAUGACAGUGUUUUGUUGUGUUUCUCUUCAAGGUGGCAUUGUUUUCUUUGUUUUGCUGUUAUCUGGACGAUUUUUUUAUAUGUUAACUGUCCUGUAACUUUGUGUUGACGUGUGGCUUUGGCUUAUGACUUACGUGUUCACAGUGAUGGCCAGAUGGAUGGUGAGGAGGAAUGCAGCUGCAGUGGUGAAGGGAAGCAAGUGAAGUGGUGAGGCAGAGCAUUCUCAGUGUGACCGUCAAACUUUUUAAUGGUGAGGUGUGGAAGAGAAAUGGUGAAUCUUCCCACUCAGUAACCAAACACAUGAAUUACACCAUUAAGAGCAAGAAAAGUGACAAAUUUGGUGAUGAGUCAAGUGUGGAGAAGAAAAAUGGUGAAUUUUCCCAUAUAAUAACCAAACACUUUCUAAGAUGAAGAAAAAGAGGUGAAUAUGACCAGUGGAUGUGUUUCAGCGUGGGAGCAGAGACAGAGAUAGGACGGAGAAAGUGAAGAAUGAAGUGAGAGACUAGGAGUGUGCAGGAGGGAGGGAACUGGAAAUCAACCCAAAGAGAAGGGGUCAUGGAUGUAUUGAAGCAAGACUCAUAGGUACUAGAUGUAAAUAGAAGAUAACAGGAGACAGAGGAAGGUAGGGAAAAGGUGCUGUGUUGUGGUAGAUUAGUAAAAAUUUGUGUGGAAGGAAUAAUGGUUUGCAAAGUGUCAUAACCGAAACUAGAGUGGGGAAAGUUAUAAUUAGUGGAAAAAAAAAAGAUAUGUGGGAAACCCUUUAGGGAAAAUUUAUGAAGGAGAGAAAAAGGAAUGCAAAGUGUCAUAAUGUUAGGAAAGAAAAGUGAAUAGGAAGAGGACAAUUGAGGAAGAAAAGUGAUCUGUUUGUGAAGGAGGAAAAUAAGAAUGGAGAGUGUCAUAAUGUAAAAGAAAAAAAGAUUAGAAGCAAUCACAGGUAAAGAAAGGUAAUUAAUAUAGCAAACUGUAUAGGGAAGUUUGUGUAGGAGGAAAAUAAAGACUUCCAGAGUGUUAUGACCAGAAAACUUAAGAUGGAAGGUGGAAAAUGGAAAGUUUGUGGGAGAAAAAAAAUGACAAAGUGUUAUAACCCAAAAUAAAUAUAAAGAAGUAUUCAUUAGUUAUGGAAAAGCAAGAAUAAAGAAGAAUAAGAAAUCACAGGUAAUGGAAAGUUUAUAGAGGAAGAAAAUAAAACUACAAAGUGUUAUAAGCAAAAAGAAAAAGAAAAAAGCAAUCAAUUAAUCAGUCAAUCAAUAGUUAGAGAAAAAUGAUAGAAAAGCAAGAAUAAAGAAGAAUAAGAAGUAAUCACAGGUUAAUGUAAAGUUUAUGAAAGAAAAAAUAAAACAAACUAGCAUCAAAACUUCCCCCCCAAAAAAAAAGCAAUCACUAAUUACAGAAAACCAGUGAUGAUGAUGGCGAUGAUGAUGAUGAUAAUGAUGGCAAUGAUGACGGUGGUGGCAGUGGUGAAAAUCAAACACGAGACACCAAAAUGUAAAAAUUGUCACUUCCUGCCGUGUGACGUACCGGCCGGGAAUCAGAGAGGCUUGGACGCUAUUAGUGGUGCAGGAAAGCGGCGAAGGGAGGCUCCAAUCUCAUUAGUGUUAAGCCUUACUACUAUCACAUUUAUUCUUCCAAAAGUGAAUGUCUGGGGUCUGUUAUAAUUACCGCCCCUACCCCCCCACACACACCAUAUCUGGCUGGAACACACCUGCACGAAUCUCAAGCUAAUGAAGGGAAUGAAUGUGUGUGUGUGUGUGUGUGUCCAGCAUACUACAAGCACCUUUAUUAUCUCUCACAUUUUGUUUCUCCGAGUGUGUGAAAUAAUGAAGUGUGUUUGCAUGUUCUUAGUAUUUACACCUAGUCAGCUGAUGAUCUUUUGUGUGUGUGUGUGUGUGUGUGUGUGUGUGUGUUUCCUUGACCACAAAACACUUCCCAGCUCUAUUUUUAUUCCCUCCAGAUUGUUUUCUCCUUUUUAUAUAUAUAUAACUUACAAUGUGUACAGAAGAGGACUUUUAUUUUACUAUUAUAACGCAUUUUUUUAUUUACUACAUUUUACUUCACCGCGAUGUAUGUAUGUAUGUACGUUUGAAGUUCAUAGUUAUUCAGUGUGUGAAAAUGAAAACAAAAAGUACAGUAAUGUAAAAAUACAAAAAAAAACUUGAAAAAUAGAAGAAAAAAAUUGCCUAUAACUCUUACACAUCCAAAGUGCAAACUGUUGCUCUUAUAUACAAUAGUUAUGCCCCAAUACACACUUUCCCAGCCCUAGGAGUGCCCAGAGAACUGACGCUACUACUACCUUAUCUUCAAAGCUAAAAUGUAAGCUAAAUAUAAGGCCAGGAGUGGAUAUAUUCUUGUGUGUGUGUGUGAGUGUGUGUGUGUCCAGAUGAGAGGCAUUGAGUCAAUCACCGCUUGGCUCAUUGAUCGCAUCACUUCCGGACUUUUCUGUUGUUUCCGCGGCCGUCUUGAAGCACCGGUACAAAGCGGGGUGUGUGUGUGAGCAGCGAGUGUGUCCCUGUGUCCCUGUGUCCCGUCAGUGUGUGUAGUUUUUUUGUACAGAGCUUGUUAGUGGUGUCAGUCGUUGCAGUGGAAGGUGUGAUGUGUCCUCAGAGUUUUGCUGGUGUGUGGCUGCCUGUAUGUGUUUUGUGUGACUACUAUUCUACUACUACUACUCCCACUACUACUACUACUACUGCUGCUACUAUUCUGUGUACUUACAAAAUUGUUGUAGUUAUGCGGUGUAAUGUUAAUGGUUCCCGCGCCGCGCCCCGUGUACAGAGGAGGGGCGGCGGCGGGGCGCUGUCUUAGUUAUGGGAAGGUUUACCUGAAGCUACAAUGGAACCUCAGAUUGUAGUAUCUUUGUUAUCAUUCCUAUAGAGGAGAAAACCCCAAUUAGAAAUGACAAAAGUAAAUUAACAUAUAUAAAUAUAUAUAUAAAUAUAUAUAUUACCUAAGCAUAAGUUGAUCUCCUUAUAAGCUGCUACCUGACUUUUCUCAAAGAAAUUAUAAUUUUUUAAUGUUAUAUAAGUAAGAUCCAGUUUCUAAUGUAGUUUGUAAAAAUGUAUUGCAAAACUGACAACAUCAAAUGCAUUUAGUGUCCAGUGGGAGUUGAGAUAAUGGCGACUCCCGGCCUGACACUGCCCUGUCUUGUGUUCUGUUUGUGGAGUCAAGACGAGGUGUAAACAAACAAACCCAGGUAAGGCGCAGUGCACCGCCCGGCAUGGCACUGCUGCCUCACAAACACAAUGGCUGCGUCUGGCCUGGGCUGCCCUGCACUGUCACGGCUCCCCCCCGGUGUGUGUACCCAGCCCGGUGGUGCAGCCACACCGCACUCCCACAAGCGUCACCGCCACACCACCGCGAAUCAGGUGUGCUUUGGAAGUGUAAAUGAAGCACAAGUCACAAGUGAUCUUUUUGUUCAGUUUGUGGAUGAACAGCAGGAAGUGUGGAGUGUUGGUGGUGCUCCUCUGACUGUGAACUGUCUGCCACAGGGACGAAAAGUCAUGUUUACUCUAUACUGUCUCACGUAGAUUGACUGUCACCACUUUAGUGUUAUUAUACUUCAAGUCACAAUGUCACAAAGAUUAACAUAAACUUGUAUUACUUUGUGUACCAGUGACUUCAGAUUCAUGAGUUACCUUAAAGAAAUGACAGAAAAAAUAUUGAAAAAUAAAAUAAUUGAAGAAGAUAAGGAGUUACAUCUAAUUUACAGAGUUUAUGAACAGUUUUAAGGCUCAUUACUCAAGCAACUCUUCUGUAAGUCACAAGUCACCUGUGUUAGUGGUGUGCUUGUGAUGCUGGGUGCUGACUGGUUCCUGUGGCAGACAGUGGGGGGAGGGGGAGAGGCAGAUUAAGGUUCACAGGUCAUUCAACACAGAAUAAAUUGGUGGAAAUAACAUGAAAGGAAAUGGAAAGGAGAGAGAAAGAGAGAAGUUUAGGUGGAAGUAAGAAAAGGAAGGAGAAAUUUGAAGCAUAAAGUGAAAUAAAGAAGAAACAGCACAAAGAUUAUUUAUGAAACUGUAAUGAUUUGUUACUUUGUUUGUGUGUGUGUUAAUUUAGGACAGACAACCAAGGGAAUCGAAGGGGACUUGUGUGCCAAAAAAAAUGACUAUUAUUACUGUGACCCUGAAUUGACUGAGUUGCCAAAAUUUUGAGGUAUGCAUAGGUAAUAAUUAAUGUUGCUGUAUUGGGUGACGUGUUUUGUUUCCAAGCAUACCUUCUCCUCCACCUCACUCCUGUACACACGUCACCAGUACAUGCCGGCCCACCAGCCCACCAGCCAGCCCUUCAGUGUGCAGUGGUGAGGGUGUAGGGUGUUGCCUGGCCAGGGACGGGACUUGGGAGGGAGUGUCUAAAUGUUUACCGUUAAUCCUGCAGUAUUUCACCACCUUCAAUGUACCUAGUUCAAAAAUUAUAAAAAAAUAACAUAUAUAAUAGUACUGUAUACUGUAUACAUAUAUAUACACAUAUAUAUUCACAUAAAUUUUCACUUAAUUAGCUGGAAUGCAUCAAACACUUGCCGGACGAGGUAUAUUUUUCCCCUUUGUAUUUUGAAGCGAGAAACAUUAUUUUUGAUAGAGCAACGGUGUGCCAGAUACCGCGACACAGCGCAACGCGACACGACAGUCCCAUUACCUCAGCGACUCACCACUGACGAGAUUCUGUCUCCACAAACUCCACUCUGGGAUAAUAUGCACACACGCACAGUACAAAACACUUUACUAAAGGAGAAGGCAUAUUAGGAGAAUAAUUGUAUUGUUUAGAACCUUACUCAUUGUGGUCUUUCAGUAGCUAAGUAAUCUUUAGGGUCUAGAAUCAUUCCCACCACCAUCAGUCUAAGGCUUGCUGGACGCCAGUAUUAUUGGAAGGAGGGACCGCAGCCGCCGCCGCGUCUCCCUCCCGUAGCGUUGCAAAUGAAAUAUUAUUAUAAGAUCCAUUCAAUGUUGAUUUGUAUAUAUAUAUAAAAAUAUAUAUAGUUUAAUAUAAAUGUAAUAUUUCAAGUUUUUAUACAAUUACAUUUUUCUUAUAAAUGUCAUUGAAUAAAUUAUUUGUUUAAU